AUGUCUAAAAAAAUGAGACUUAAUCAAAUCUCUAGUCUUACUGGAGACUAACUUAAUCAUCUACUCUCUUCUCCUUCUGAAGAAUAACCUAGAAAAAGUUUGAAAAAAGUCACAUUCGAUGGUUAUACUCUUUAUCUUUAAUUUAGAGCAUUUGACUGUCCAAUUUAGGUCUAAUCAACUCUACAAUAACAUCUUUUCAAAAGAUCUAAUUCAGUCAAUACAUAACCAUGA
Paramecium sonneborni is the source of this 231-nucleotide messenger RNA. Lineage: Eukaryota; Ciliophora; Oligohymenophorea; Peniculida; Parameciidae. The record is from the annotation of a GenBank genome assembly.